Messenger RNA from Carcharodon carcharias (great white shark), 1061 nucleotides. RefSeq names its product achaete-scute homolog 1-like. Gene Ontology annotation, biological process: developmental process; regulation of transcription by RNA polymerase II. NCBI's taxonomy places the organism in Eukaryota, Metazoa, Chordata, Chondrichthyes, Lamniformes, Lamnidae. The coding region runs from base 86 to 559 and encodes 157 amino acids. The transcript is spliced from 2 exons. Gene Ontology annotation, molecular function: RNA polymerase II transcription regulatory region sequence-specific DNA binding; DNA-binding transcription factor activity, RNA polymerase II-specific; protein dimerization activity. The record is from RefSeq and is a predicted model, not a curated record.
CUCCAGGAAGAGCUCGGCUGCGUGGCAUAGCGCUCGGCAAGGAUCCCACUGCCAGCAGUGUGGCAUAUCUGAGGCACCACAAGGCAUGGAGAUCCCGCACGUGCAGUGUGUCACCCUGGCGCUGGAGACGGACACCUCGGGUGGCCGGAAGAGGAGGGUGUGCCCGCCCGCUUGCCCACCACCACGGCGACGGCCAUACCAGGCUCCCGGCGGGCUGUCCACUACCAGCUUGCGGCGUAACGAGCGGGAGAGGAACCGGGUCCGGCUGGUCAACCUGGGUUUCGCCAACCUGCAGCGGCACGUGCCCCAGCGCGGGCCGGGCAAGAGGAUGAGCAAAGUGGACACCCUGCGGUCAGCGGUCGAGUACAUCCAGAUGCUGGAGGUCCUGCUGAAGGAACAGAGCUCAGGGGACUCCCAACUGUGCCCCAACUCAGCGACAGGCAGAGGAUCCAUCUCCGACUCCCCCCUCUCUUCUUACUCAUCCGAGGACACCUCUCACGACUCCAUCUACUCUGAGCAGGAAUUCAUGGCUUACAAGGACUGGCUGGUGAUUGAGUGAACAGGAGUUUGUGUUAUUUGGUCCAAAGAUUUCUUCAGAGGCAGUGGCUGCCCUGUUACUUUCCCCCAUUUUUUUCUGCAUGCUGACAAAACUCUCCUCUACACAGAGACUGUGGUCGAAAAGAAUGGGACUUUGAUAUCUCAGACAGUUUCUAUCUCAGAACUAUGAAUGGCACAAUUAGCCUGCUCCUCUCCGGGGCUCCCAGGAUGCUUCGGAUGUUAUUUAUGUUAUACAUACUGUAAAUGUUGAAGUUUUGUUAAGGUAACUUGGCGGGCUGGAGUAAUCCUCAUAAGCAGGAAGGGGUUACACUCUGGUAAUUUGGGGAGAUGGUGGGAUAGUGAUAAUGUUGCUAGACUAGUAGUCCCAAGGACCAAGCCAAUUCUUUGGGGACAUGGGUCCAAAUCCCACCACGGCAGCUGGUGGAAUUUAAAUUCAAUUAAUGAAUCUGGAAUAUAAAACUAUUCUCGGUAGUGGUGGCCAUGAAACCAUCACCGACAGUUGU